CCGCUGCUCAUGGAAAGCGCCGACGCCAACGCGACAGCCUCGCCGGGCCCAGACCCCGAAUCGCGACGGAGUCGAUCGGGCCGCGUCGUGCGGGCACCCUCCAAAUUCACCCCCGAGGUCACGCCCGCUCCUUCCGGCGCUGGCAAGCGGAAGCGCCCCAACGGUCGCGACGACACAGAGAACGAUGCACUUAGCUCUGAUGAUGACCUCAGCGACCCCGAAGAGGCUGACGAGGACGGAGACGAGCCCGACGACGAUCCAGACGAUGAGGAUGCCGAUGCGCCGCGGCCGAGGAAGCGAAACAAUGCGCGCUCAAACGGCAAAUCCAAAAAGCCGGCCACCAAGAAGCCAAAGAUCAAUGGUGCUGGCCUGUCGCAUUCGGCUAGCAUACCCAGCAGGCCCAAGAAAGCUGCGCCGCGCAUAUCUGUCGCUAAUGGCGAUGGCGAUUCCCUCUACGCCGAUGUCUUUGGAUCGGGCGACAAUUCGGAUGACGUCGCCGGCCGCUGGUACACAAAAUAUACCCAGAACCAGACUGAAGCCGUGACGGACCUGGUGAACUGCGUCUUGCGGUCUGCAGGGUGUGACCAGGAGGUCAACGAGGAUGACAUUAAUGACCCAGACAACUGUCCAAACAGACUCGCAGAGCUGCAGAGUUUAUACGAAGACCGCCAACUUGCGGAUUAUCCUUUAAUCGCCAAGUCCAAAACCACCAGGUCAUUCCGAAGUCUGCUUGUCGAUUUCUUCAAGUCGCUCCUAAACGUACUGCAUGAAACCGAGACGUUGUACGAGGACGAGGUGCUCAUGGAGAAUAUUGUGAGAUGGGUCGGUUCCAUGUCAUCGUCCACCCUGCGCCCAUUCCGACACACCGCCACCACUAUAGCACUCUCAAUGCACCAUUCAUUGGUUCAUAUUGCAAGGAAAGUCGAUGAACGGAUCACCAAGGCAACCCAACAGCUCGAAGCCGAACAGGCACGUUUAGGAUCAAGGAAAGACAAGGCGAGUAGGCAAAAGCUCACGGCUCUGCAAGAAUCCCUCGACCAGGCCAGCGAACACAGAGCGUUUUUGAAAAAGCAGAUGGACGAGCUCUUCGACACUGUCUUUAUCCACCGGUACCGGGACGUCGAUGUCAGAAUUCGGGUAGAGUGCGUGGAGGCCCUGGGCAACUGGACCUUUGUCCUUCCCACCGUUUACAUUGCACCCAACUACCUGCGUUAUCUGGGAUGGCUGCUAUCAGACACUGCGCCGCAAGCACGGCACGAGGUGCUCAAGCAACUGGCGCGGAUCCUGAAGCGGGAUGCGGAAAAGAUCGGACACUUUAUCGAGAGAUUCAGGCCUCGCCUGGUCGAGAUUUGCACCAAGGAUUCCGACGUUGGCGUCAGAGUUGCUGCGAUUGGCGUCAUAGAUUGCCUGCGGGAGAGCGGCAACCUCCAGCCUGAUGAUAUCGACCAGAUUGGCAAGCUCAUUAUAGAUUCCGAGGUCAGAAUAAGAAAGGCUGUGGCGGAUUUCUUCAUCCACGGAAUUCAGGACAGCAUAGAGAGUAGGGUUCAGGAUAUUGGCGGCCACGAGGCUCUCGAGGAGAUGUUUGACGACGAUCAGGAUGCAUACGACUCGCCACGCGAAGACUGGAUAAAGGUCAAGUGCCUCGCCGAGCUGCUGGCUGCUUACACGACAGACGAGGAGCCAGUGCCGCCGCAUCGUACACUGGGGCUAGAGAUCGCCACAGACGUUGUCGAUCCGACUUUCUCAGAGACACGAAUUACGCUUGCCGCUCAGGCGCUCUUUGAAAAGAUGCCCGAGAUCAGCAACUGGGAGAUUAUUGCAGGCUACUUGUUGUUCGAUCACAGCGUCCGCCAGACAUCGAAAUCACGAUCCAAAGCCAAACCCACGGAGGCGGCAUUCCGGACAGCAGUUGCGCCAGAAGGCCAGGAGGAAACAGUCCUCUUGGAGGUGCUCGCGGCUGCUGUACAACUGAAUCUUGCGCAGAACGGCGAGCAGGAACGGCUCAAGAAGAGGCCCGGGAGGACCGGUGACGGUGAGGCAGGCGAAGGCACGGCUGUACACCUCGCCGAGGUCAUUCCCCGGCUUCUCAAAAAGUACGGCGCCGAGGCAAACACUGCCAAGGUUGUACUCGGCCUUCACCGACACUUGGAUCUCGAGGUGUUCUUGCAACUUCGCCAAGAUUCAACAACCUACUCUAGAUUGCUCGACGAGAUAUGCGCCCAAUUCCUGAGGCACGCCGACACGGCAGUCAUCUUCCAGGCCACACGAGCACUGCUUCAGGCACGCCGGCACGAAGAGCUUCAGGAGCUGGUCGAGCGCAAGAUGGAAGACCUGUGGCAGCAUCUCAUCGGUGCGCUGCGCAGAUUCGACCAAACGACCGAGCUAUCCGUUCGUGGCAACCUUGAAGAGAACGCAUUGCUUCAGCUCAUUACCCUCGUCAUGAAGAUAAGCAAGCUUGCUAGCAUCUCUGCUUGUGUUCCCGUGUUCGAGGCCGAGGGAGAUUCGGACGAGUCUCGCUCACCGCCGAUCCAGAUCUUGGUGAACAUGGUCCAUCGAGGCAAGCUGGGUGAGGUCAACGACGACAUUGAUAACAUCGAGGACGAAGUGACCAUCUACACCAUCAAGGCCUGUCAUUUCUACUUUAUGUGGAAAGCGGGAGACAUUCUCAAGGCAAUCAAGGGCGAUCUUGACAUCUCCAACGACGAAGUUGAUCGGUUGUCAGACCUCCGCAAGACAUAUGACAACAAUCUUGUACACACCUUCUCGUCUCGUGGUGCUUACGACGAACUUCGUCUCUUUGCGCUCGGAAACUACUGCGACCUGCAGACGCUGUGUGCAGCCAUUGGCUUGGCGGUCAACGGCAAGAAGAACGAGACGCCGUCGCAAGCCAGCAAAUAUGCUGGGCUCCAGGUUCUCGUACAGGAGGUCAAGGAACAAGGCUUGGUCAGCGAGAUCAUAUCCAUAUACAACACGGCCGAGCGGCUCUACGCGAUGCGGGCCAAGAAGUCACUCGCUGAACCGGCUCAUGACGACGACCCUCAGGACGACGACAUGCUGAGCGACGAUGAGAACGAGGCGGAUGCCACGAGGACAGACGAGGGCCGCAAGGCAGCUGAGCUGCGCGCCGAGAAGAACCUGUGCGACAUUGCAGGCAAGCUCAUCAUGUGCGUACGCGCUGGCAUGAUGGACAGGUCAGGUCCUCGCGCGGGCAGGCUGAGGAGGCGACUGCUGAGGAACCAGCAUAGGCUGGGGCAGAACCUCAAGGCGGUGCUGGCCUACCUGGACGAGUCCAAGGGCCUCGAAGAUGCGGACAAGAAGAAGAGUCGGGCAAAGGGCAAGCAGUCGGUCAAGGAUGCAACCUCGGGCAAGCAGCCGCCGAGCGAGGCCAUAGUCGUCGAGGACGACAUUGACGAUGACGACGAGGAUCUACCUGAAGAAGGCACCGUCGAGGACCUGCGGCGGCGCGAGCUCAUCGACGACCCAAUCGAGGACGAGCCGCAGGACGAGGAUGAAGAUGAGGGAGGCGGCGGUGGCGCUGAUGACGCGAUGGACGAGGACAGUGUUAUAGGGGACUAA
Molecule: messenger RNA, 3576 nt
Organism: Pyricularia pennisetigena
Lineage: Eukaryota; Fungi; Ascomycota; Sordariomycetes; Magnaporthales; Pyriculariaceae
Exons: 3
Coding region: 10-3576 (1188 amino acids)
Biological process (GO): sister chromatid cohesion
Cellular component (GO): chromatin; nucleus; cohesin complex
Molecular function (GO): chromatin binding
Source: RefSeq, a predicted model, not a curated record